AUGGCCGCGAGGUUCGGCGGUCGACCUUUGCCGACCCAAAACCGAGCACCGCCCGGACGACCCCAAGUUGCUCAAGGCCACGGCCAGCAUAAGCAACUGUCACUUGAUGAGGCCCUUUAUAACCAUCUUGCUUUACCACCGUGGCUUCCUCACAGACAGGACCCCAACAUCAACGACAUCGAGUAUGCCCUCACAGAUCGCCUCUUGGCCUCCGUGAAGCAUCUCCAAACGCUCCCAAACAACGAACAUAGCGCUUCUGUAUGGGAUGCUAUCCGACGUGGUGUUACCGCCACUAAGGGAAUUCAUCUCGGAGGGCAUAUCGAUCGCACUGCGCUUGCGAGAGAGUUGAAUAACCUCGGAGAGUCAGAUUUCCUGAUUGUGCAUGCUCGAAGCCAGAACUGUGCACUGUACAUCAGCCGGUCUCAAGAUCUGGCACUUGGCCCUUCCGUCGUCUUCGAGGCCUUUGAGACCUCGGCCCGCAACGAAAAUAUUCUCGCGACCGAUAACGCUCUUCAAUGGGACUUUCCCGGCUGUGCAGUGGCUGUACCUCUCGAUACCUUCCGAGAAACUGGCUUCGUCUCUAAUCUCGCUAACUUUCUUGACAAUGUAUCUCGUGAGUCGCUGUCAGAAUUCUCCGCACAUGCCCUCAAAGCUGGUACUUCUAUGCCCGAGUAUCGCAAUGCUUCUGAGCCUGCUGUUAUCUCCUCUCUUCUCAUGGGCAUCCUCCAGCAAAACGGCCGUCGACUUGCACCAACCAUCUUACAAAAGAUGGUGCGAGAUGAUGUUCUAUGGAAGAAUGCCGAGAAGCCCUGGAAGCGACUUCCGUACUGGCUUGUGCUGCGUGUCGCCAUCUCUCGAUAUCUUGCUCAACGCCUGGGAGGUGAGAUUGGUCGCAUAGAGUACAAGUUCUUGCUGGUACAUCUCCUCAGUGAGUUCCUAAGCCAUGCACAGCGAGUGGACAUCGGUAUCGAUCGACUAGACUUUCUGAAGAAGAAGAUAUGCAGGCGUCUAGUGAAGCUGGAUCUCGACAACGAGAGAGCUCAAGACCCUCGUACACCUGACAGGAUCGAGUACCUCUUUUCUCGUCUGAGCCCUGGCAUUCAGAACGCUAUCUCAAAGGCAUCCCAGUUUAUCGAGGUGUCCUGGAAACAGCAAAAGUUCAUCAUGACCAAAACUAUACCCCCUCUGCCAAGACAGGCAACUUUCGAAGAUAUGACGUUGGAUCUCAAGGUCAGCGGAGAGGGUCUACACAAGAUCUGGCGCGGCUUCUCUCGACCUGUAAAAUACGACCUGAGUCAACAGAAUAACGUGAGCGUUGCUGAGGCUGCCAAGCAACAUCUCAGCUCGUUCGCUCACGCGCAUUCCAAGUUGAUGGAGAAAGAGACAGCCCAUAACCAGUUUUGCGACGAUAGCGGCUAUUUCCCCCGUCCAAUAAUCGAGAAUGCGAGCUAUUUUAUCAAGGAUUAUCUCCCUCACUCUGCUGCUUAUGAGAAUAUUCCAGAACUCAAGAGUACCAUGAUACUAAGUGUCAUGGACCUUUGGGUCACUAUGGACAAGGCGGCCUGUUCUCUUUAUCCUAUCUUGAAAGAAUUCCAUCCCAUCUUUCGUCCCGAGAUGAUCGACAUUUUACUCCUUCCGACGGUCGAUGAGAUGAAAAGACUCCAGAGCAUUCAAGUCUAUUUGAAAGAUCGUAUUGCCUCAUGCGAUGGGUCACACGUAAGCAUCUUCGACGACCCUGUCCGUGGCUCUUUUGCAAAUCGUUUCUAUGACUCCUCGGACUUUUCCGACAAGAUGAAGGAGUUACACGAAUCCAUCGAGGAUUGGGCAACCAACGUACGCAACGCCAAGGAAGCCGAAUGGAUGAAGAAAACGGAAGAAUAUUCUCGAUUAUCAAAGAGCGUUGAUGAGAGCACUUGCGUAUACCUGGUCGAUGACAAUGACCCCUUCCUCCCUCCUGUUCAUGACCGCGACUGCCGCCGCUGCUUCUUGAAGCGCAAGAUGAAUAGAAUGACAAUAGAUGCAUACGAACACCCCCUGCCUUCCGAUCAGUUCGUGGCAAAGGCCGUCAUCUUUGAGCUUCUAUGCCCCCAAAAUUUGGCGACCUAUCGAGAUAUUACGUGGACCAUUAUAUCUCACUUAGCACUACCUGCAGAGGAAGGUGUUGAACCAAAAUGUUGGGCCCGUAUGUACAAGCAGUUGCAGGCAUUCUCCAACGGCUCAUCGAUGAGUUGCUCUCUAGCAUCCGUCACCAAGCCAUUCCUUGAAACGCAUUACUCCACCCUGAGGUUCCCUGUAGAAUGGGAUGGCGGCCGAUCUGGGGUUUGCCGGCCCAACGGGUUGAAGCUUACGUACUGUGAUGCUCGCUCGACAAUGUGGCCCAGCCGUCGAGGACAUCUCAGCUUCUUCCAGCAUGUGAAGCUCAAGGUACCUCGAUCCAUUCAAUCUACAUUCUCUCAAAUUAUACAAGACACCUACACCAAGAGUGCGUAUGGGGCCUCAUCCUACGAAAUCAUGGCAACAGCGUCCAAGUGUCCCCAAGGACUUAAUGUGCACGAAUAUCUUGCCUUCCAGACAGUUGCUUCUGGGAAGUCCAGGCGGUGGCUAUCGAUUCUCACAGAACUAGCAUCUGCUAACUUGAAUUUUUCCAAUGAGUCAACUGUCACUCUCCUGUGUUAUUUGGCUGUACAGUGCGGUCCUCUUGGCGACACGGGAAGCACUUUCAGACUUACUCACGACAUAUUUCGGGACCCAAAUUUCUGCAAGAGCUUCCUUGAGCAGCUCUCAAAUCGUCUUGAUAGUCUCUCAGCCAAUUGGAGAGAAACCCACCUCAUGGAGUUGAUCAUCACCUUCACGCUACGCACACUUGACUUCGCGUCAGAGGCUAACAUCCCGAGUAUUGUCGAACAGGCGGGUUCAAUCCUCCUGAGGGCAAGGAAGACUUGUGUCCGUUGGUUCAAAAUCCUUCGCGUCGAGUCGUACAAGUUUGCAGAUGCUGAAACUGCUCAGCGAUUUCAACAGUAUGCCUUAUGGGCCGCUAUUUUGUGCAAGCGAACGUUUACACCUUUAGCGCAUGGGCUCAUGAGCCUGGAUAGAACAGCUCUUGAAAUCUACAUUCAAAGCAGCAUUAUGCUAAAUGACAAUCUCGUAGUCAAACUUGAGGCACUACCACAAGUUCUUCAACAUGCUGUCAUCAGGGAUAUUCGACUUUCCCAUCGUCUUUCCAAGCUGGUGUCGGAAUCUAUUCUUGAGGAUCCCGAGGCGUUCCGCCUUUCUCUUCGAGAAAUGUGGCCAGAAGAGGAGGGGCAAACCAGGACCUUCAAUCAACUGAGGCUGGAGCCCCAAGCACCCUCCUGGAUUUCUUGCCAUACCCAAGCCGGUGAUGCACAUGAUGCGAUGGAGCAGGUGGUCCUUUACAAUUAUGUACAAGGGACUUUGCUUGUGAAUGGCCGUCCGAUGGGGAAACUUCCACAGGACCAAAAGUCAUUCGUAUUGGAGGAGUUGUUCGGCAACCAGUCCCUUCUGACUUGGCCAUCAGACCGCAAUGGAAUGCAUUACUGUCUAUGCGUGACACCUUACAAAUACAAAGUGCAUAUCGGCUACAGCCGAACGGGAGAGCCUAUCAUAAGAGCUUUCCGUAACAAAUAUUCGUUGCAGCUCAUACCACGAGAGAAGUUUCGCAAUGACGUCCAUUCUGACCUACCAGGUCCGUUGGUGGACGGUUGCUUCCACUGGUUGAACCUAAGAGAUGGCAAAGUAUUAAUCACCAAGAACACCCGACCUUGGCCAGAGGACAGCUUCCGCGGCUACAUUCUUGACCUCAAUGACCAAACCUGUACGAAGACACGAAUGAUCAAUGAUGUCCCGACCAAGGAUCAUAUAGUCAACACUUACAGUCCUCUUUUCAACCGAGUGACCAGAAUUCUUGAUUCUUUUGAGGACCGUGAUCAGAUCCUUGUCUAUCAGCCGGAACGUCGAAAUCUUGCUGUAGAGCUUCGGCGGCUCAAUCUGACUUUCCAUGUCAACAGAAACAAUCGUCUUCAGUCACCUCAGCUGCAAUGCGAAAUUGACCAAAACCAGGAUGCGGGAACCUGGUACGGCCUGCGCAGCAAGCUAGUAUGUACUAGCCUUACCAACCCUAUGCACAGGUCUAUCUUGGUGCCUUUGGGGGGUAAAUUGCAAGCGCAUUCAGAUGGGUGCCAUGUCGCCGUAAGGCUUAGCCCGACGGCAAAGUAUGGAAGGUUCAUCAUAAAUACGACAUUGGGAAGAAUUGACUGCGCACCGGAGCCUACACUGGUGUUUACCAAAGCUCUUCUGCAUGCUUGCACUUCAUUCCUUCUGCCUGAUCCUUUGACAGGUCGUACUGGAACAGAAGAAGCUAUUCAAUGGCUCCAAGCCGGUAUUUCACAACCAUGGACACCACUCACACCUCCUUCUAUGGCUGUAUUGCAGAGAAUUGCUCAGUUGACUCCACGGAGAGAAUACUAUCCCCAGGAAUUGAGGGUAAUGCGAACCGAUCACUGGAUUGAGAAUUUACCUCUACGGCUGCAAAGUUCUGCAUUCCGACCCAUAGUGAACCAGAUCUUAGAAUGUUCUGCAACCUUGGGAAUAUUUGCAACAAAGGACCAGGCUCCCGUUGAACCGCCAGAGUUGCCCCUUCUCGGGGAACUACACUUGCACACACGAGUGGUGUUCAGACAAGAAGCCGUCGAAAGAUGCCUGGAUAGCGCAUCCGGCCGUACAGCACCCACGAAUCAUCAAUAUGCGUCUCGAGACCGUCCUACUGUCAACAACAUCAUGCACCGCAACGUACUGGAGGUCACUCACCUGAUUCGUCAUUGGUCACAAAACUUCAAGACCACCGAUGAUCUAGCUCAAGUGCUGUCUCAGGGAGGCAAUGUUGGUGGAUUUGUGGUUCCCUUAGAAGCAACGUCACUGAAUGAGAAACUGAAGGUUGACAUUGUUCAGUCUUGGGGAUCUCUGGUUUUAUUUGCUCAACAGUCGACAACUGAUCGUUUCAAGUUGAUGUACCUGCUUGGACCAAUGUCAUUUCACUUGGAUGCCAACAUGCCACUUCUGAGAACUUUGGUAGCAGCUGCCGUCUUUACAGAUCUUAAAGACCUUGAAACACCCAAAUGGGAAGAGUUCGAGCAUUUCCAGCCGAAUCAGACACCGCAGCUCGACUAUCUUCUUCAACUUCUUGAGCCAUACAAAGCCGCCCCACCAGAAAACGUCGCAGCGGGAUUAGAACAGUACUCAAGCGGCAAGGUUCUGCGGAAGGUGCAAAUUGAGCGGGCUAAACACGAGUCCAAAGUCGAAAAAGACUGCAAGUACUUUGCCAACCACCUCCUUAGCCAAUGGCCAUGUCUAGAGCCUAAUGUUGGCGGCUUGGAGCAAUCACUUCUGAUAGAUAUUGGGCCUGCUUUGGAGGCUAUUCGUCCAGAAUGGAGGCGAUUGUUCAUGAACAGAGACUUGGCCGAACACCUCAAGAGCUUUCAGGCGAUUCUCGACAAACGCACACUGGAUGAUAGGUACGAGCCACCCCCGGUACCUUCAUCCGAAGAUGUUUAUACUGUGAGGAUACGAGGAUGUGAGCUUGUCGACUUACGUCAACUACUCGCGAAACCUUACAGCAUUCUCAAGGUGACUACUAAGGCCAGGCCAGCACAAACGGAAGUCCGCGGCUCAACUGACCGUCCAUUCUUGAGCGAAAAGGACUUUGGCCAGAAUUUUGGUAACUUUGCAUGGAAAGGCAAUAGAGGUACAGGUACAGGAUAUGCGGCUAAUGUGCGAGGUACUGGCACCCGGAGUAAUGGUACGGAACUAUUCCCUACAAGUCGGGAUGUUGCUGAGUCCACUAUGAGAUUGAGAACCAUUUCCCAGAGUUUGGGAUCCUCCAAAUCAGAAGUCCGGCGUCGCUAUGCCAACGAUUUUCAACAGAGUUUGAAUGCAUUUGAGCGACUCGAUCUCUCUGACAAAUUCAAGCGCGCUAUGCAAACCCGGAAUGCCGAAAUUGCAAUCAGCUCGAAGAAAGUUGAGGAGGGGUUCAAUGCCAUCGCCUCAGCCUUGAAUGUACCGAGUUCAGCCUGCUCUCAAAGGCGCAUUUUCUGGCUUAAGGCCGGAAACUUGUGGCCUAUUGUAACGAAGUCUACCUUACUUGCUUGCCUUGGGUCUGUUGCAUCCCAGGGCUCUCAUUUUGGCAGCGGAAUGAAGAAGGCCAUUCUGAACAUGGGAAUCAAUAUCACGAACUAUCAGAGAGAGGUUCGACUUCAUGACAUGGCAUUGAAGAAGGCAUCAGGAAGAUAUCACGAAGAAGACUCUAACGUGGGGCAUUCCAAUUGGAGCCCAGAGGAAUAUCCAGACUGGCUCCUUCUUGAGAUCGAGUCAGAUAUGAUGAUUCGCCCUGUCCAAAUCGACGUCGCCUUGGCGACAAUAUCACCGGAGUCCGGUUCUAACUCAGUUUUGCAAAUGAACAUGGGUCAAGGCAAAACUUCUUGUAUCAUACCCAUGGCAGCUGCAGCACUAGCAAACAAGAAGCAGCUCGUUCGAAUCAUCGUGCCCAAGGCUCUGCUUCAACAAACGGCUCAGUUGCUGCAGGCUAGACUUGGAGGUGUCCUAAAUCGUGGUAUCCGACACGUGCCUUUCUCUCGAAGGACCCCAACAACUGAGAAGAACAUCCGAGCCUAUCACUCUGUUCAUCGGGAGAUGCUCAAGUCUGCUGGCGUCAUGAUCUGUCAACCAGAGCACCACAUGUCUUUCAUGCUCAGUGGCCGACAACGCCUUUUGGAUGAACAACCCCAGCAGGCGGGGCCAAUGAUAAAAGUACAAGAGUGGCUCACCAGAGUCUCGCGAGACAUACUUGACGAGUCCGACUACACCCUGGCAGUUCGGACCCAGCUAAUCUACCCAUCUGGUUCUCAAACAACUGUUGACGGCCACCCACAUCGAUGGCUCGUUGCCGAAGCUAUUCUUCGACUGGUUGAUAACCAUUUGUACGACUUGUCAAAUGUAUUCCCGCAUUCCAUCAGCGUAAUUCGCCGAGAUGGGGGAGGUUUUCCUUUAGUCUUCUUCCUUCGACAAGAUGUUGAGGACGAAUUGGUCCACAGGCUCACGGCAGACAUUUGCCGAGGUGCCGGAGGCAUACUGCCGUUGGCUGAACAGGCAAUGCCAGCUAAAGAUCGGGUAGCUGUGAAAGAUUUCAUCUCGUCAGCUAAACCGCAAUCUAAGUAUAUUAGACUCAUACAAAACUUGUCGCCAGACAAACCUAGCCUGAAGCAGACUGUUUACCUCCUUCGUGGUCUUCUUGUCAAUCGUAUCCUGAUGAUGACUUUGAAGAAGCGCUGGAACGUCGAAUACGGCCUCCAUCCCCAACGCGACCCCAUCGCUGUUCCAUAUCAUGCCAAAGGAGUUCCUAGCGACCAGUCCGAAUGGGGUCAUCCUGAUGUGGCCAUUCUGUUCACCUGCCUAGCAUUUUACUAUGAUGGUGUUAACCUGUCUCAACUCCGGCAAUCUCUGGAGCAUAUCCUGAAAUCUGACGAUCCCUCAGCCGAGUACGAUACAUGGACUAGCAGCACGGAGAACUUCCCGCCGUCCCUAAAAGCAUGGAACUCCAUCAACGUGGACGAUGAAAUGCAAUUGUUGGAGAUAUGGAAAGUGGUCCGGUACAACGAAGUUGUCGUUGAUUACUUUUUGAACAACUUUGUAUUCCCACGACAUGCAAAGCAAUUCGAGGUGAAGUUACAGUCAAAUGGCUGGGACAUCCCCUUAUCGUCGCUUGGUAUAAGUGCAGAGAACGCCAAGGCCGUGACAGAAAAGCCCUUGAGUACAGGUUUUAGCGGCACAAACGACAACCGAACAAUGCUGCCUCUAAAUAUUGAACAACAAGACUUGAAUAGUCUUCAUCACACCAGUGCCGAGGUUCUCACAUACCUUCUUCACCCACGAAACCGACGUUGCAUUCUGCCACAGGAUAUUCACAAGUCGCAACUUGGAAGAGCAUCUGAGAUAGAUCUUCUCAGCUGCCUUAGAGGGAAAUCAAUCCGCAUCCUGAUUGAUGCUGGUGCACAGAUUCUGGAGAUGGACAACAUUACUCUGGUUGAAAAGUGGCUGAAGAUCGACCACUCUGCUUUGGCGGGAUUGUAUUUUGAUGAAGAGAACAAGCCUUGGAUUUUGACCAGGGAAGGACGGAAAACGCCUCUUAUAGCUUCUCCGUUCGCAGACGAUCUGAAAAACUGUUUGAUUUAUCUGGAUGAGGCCCACACUCGUGGUACUGACCUCAGAUUACCUCCGGAUGCCAUGGGCGCCCUUACACUUCGACUUGGUCAGACAAAGGACCAUACUGUGCAGGCUGCUAUGCGCCUACGACAGCUUGGGACAACACAAUCUAUUGCCUUUCUUAUCCCUCCCGAAGUCCACCAAAGCAUUGCUGACCUUCGAGGGAAAACGACACAUGAGUCAAUUGACUCUGCCGAUGUUAUCGAGUGGCUGUUAGAUAACACAUGUGAUCAGAUUGAGCAACUGCAGCCGCUCUACUUCUCCCAAGGCAUGGAUUACUGUCGACGAAUGCAAGCUGCAUUGGACUAUCCCAAAUUCACGACGGACAAGGCAGAGCGAAAGUCAUACGUGCAAGCGAUUAAACAGGAUGAGAAGCAAAGCUUGCAAAACCUCUAUGAGCCCAAGACGAAGAGUCGCAUGGCAAGCAUGCACACCUCGAGCAACGCAACCCUUAAAGGUUUUAUUCGAGAGCUCAAUGCUCGACGGAAGACCUUUCAAGAUACGGGCAAGGCUGUCCAUGCCUCUGCUCUGCAAGAGGUUGAACAGGAAAGAGAAGUUGCUUUUGAAGUUGAGUCUGUUCGGCAGGUAAAAAAGCCCCAGCACUAUGCGGCGCUCUCAUUUCCCGGUCUGAACGCCAGUCUUGAAACUUUUGUCAGGACUGGUAGACUUCCUGCAGACAACAACUAUUUCAUUCCUGUAUCCCGCGCGCUUGCAAAAACCAGUGUCGGUCGCAAGUUCAAGGUGCAGUCUGGUGUCACAAAAUCCAAACUUUUUGAAACUCGCGAAUUCGGACGAACUAUUCGACCACAUGGAGAUCUCUCCAUGGAUAAUUUCUUGCGUCCUGUUAACUGGAUUCUUUGGAGUUCAGUCGCCGAAAUCGCCGUCAUUAUCGUGCCCGAAGAAGCUGAAGCUCUGAUUCCUAUCAUGAGAGACCCCAGUGUGAACGUUCAUACACACCUUCUGGUUUACUCGGCACCGAUAACCCGCAAGAUGCUUCAGUUCAAUGACAUGAAUUUCUAUAGCAUACCCCCGCUACCUGUGUCUUGGAAGGCACCAAGCUGGUUGCAGGUCGAACUUGGAAUCUACAGCGGCCGACUCUACUUCGAAUGGGGUGGGUAUUAUGACACGUGUGUCUUGCUUGGUAUUGAAGAGAGUAUGGUGGAGAAUGUUGACGAGCCUGAUAUUGAAGGCCUUGUGGAUGAUGUUGAUGUAGAGGAUGCCAAAAUCAGCACACCUGCUACGAACGGAACCAAGAAGCUUGUCGAGACUCCAUUGACCUUCUUGCAAGAGUGGCUCGCAAUCCGUCGCCGAGGCCAGGAUUUUGCUCACAGCCCUAUGGGCUUCGUGAGCCAGGGCAAACGGCUGCACGAAGACCACGUCUUCUUCAAGCAGUCUAAACACGCCUCUAUCGAAUGUGGCGACGCGGUGACACCACUACCUCUCAGCGCGCCGACUCAGGGGAAUGAGCGUCAAGACGAUGGGGACUACGGGGUGGAUGACAUGGGAGCCAAUGAUUCUUGUAGCGACUCGAGUGAUGUUGAGAUCGAGUACGACGAUUCUGAGUACGGCAGCACGUCCUCGAGUGAUUGA
Molecule: messenger RNA, 9861 nt
Organism: Fusarium coffeatum
Lineage: Eukaryota; Fungi; Ascomycota; Sordariomycetes; Hypocreales; Nectriaceae
Exons: 9
Coding region: 1-9861 (3286 amino acids)
Source: RefSeq, a predicted model, not a curated record